This is a messenger RNA of Macroventuria anomochaeta, 1410 nucleotides long. RefSeq lists its product as uncharacterized. The coding region runs from base 434 to 1186 and encodes 250 amino acids. The record is from RefSeq and is a predicted model, not a curated record. The transcript has a single exon. Lineage: Eukaryota; Fungi; Ascomycota; Dothideomycetes; Pleosporales; Didymellaceae.
CAUGCGCAACAUACGCAUGGCGCGCAAACCACACCGCGCAAACCCUCCACGCCCGUAAGCCUCAGGUCCAGCUGUCCUCAGUGUCACACCUCCCGCCCUGGUGUCGUCCACUCAGCGCCCUUGGUGCGGGGCUUUUCUCCGAUAUUCAGUGCCGCUCCCCACACGGUCGCACCAAUCCCGAGCUUGGUGUUGCAAAGUGCGGUGUGGUCUUAAAGGUGAAGACGGACAAUGGAAUGAACAGUGAACCCCCGCCUCUUGCAUUGCUGAACUCACCAACCUCGACCAUGGCACUCACCUCGACGGUCCCCAGUAACUUCAAGUCAGCAACUGCGCAAACUGACUCACCCUCAUAAUACAAACUCAGCCGCGCCAGCAGGCUGAUUGCCUGCCUUGUUCCAAUUCCACCUACGGCCGCAAGCAGCAAUCGCUUACAAUGUCGCAACAAUACUACUUUUCAUGCUAUCCAGAAAUGUCUGCAGACGAGCGCAGAAACACACGACCAGCCAGGCCAAAUCUGCCAGAGCGCAAAAGCUCAAGAGCGAUGCGCGAUAUCAUUCCGCCGUGGGCUGAGAUGCCCGCAACACCACCAAGUUGCCGCUCAGUGAGCUUCUCUCGCUGGUCUCGAUUCACGACCUCCGGAUCCAGCACAUCAACCGGCGAACUGAAAGCCUCCAAACUCUGCGCAAACCACGGCACAAGCCCGACCUACAACCCUCCCGCAAACGAGUGGACCUACCUAGGUGCCGAGCAACCAUUGCGAUGCGGAAAACCCGAAGUCCAAAGAAGCAGACAUCGCCGACAGCAAAGCGCACAGCAGAGCUCGCAGCAAAGCUCAGGCACAUGUCCAAGCCUAUCGUCAAGAGCGAGCACUAUGACCAGCAGUAGCAGCCAAACGGAGCCGAUGGAUUUCCGGCGCCGCGACGUCCAGCGCGCAAGCACGAGCUCGCAGCUGACGGAAUCGUUCAAGGCGUCGCCUGCCAAGGGCGGCCAGGAACAGCCUCCUGGAAUGCUGGGCGUGAUCGCGAGGCUUGGCCUGAAUGCUGUGGAUUGCGAGGGAUUUCCUUCGGCGUUUGAUUCCGAGGAUGAGGAUGAGAUCGACAUGGAGGAUUUGAGGCCUGCGAAACCGGUGGCUGGCGAGAAAGGCGGUGUUGGGCGGAGUAUCAAGGGCGGGAGUAUUGAACAAUGAUGCGGCGGCAGCGGCGGCGACGGUCCCAGGGAGGAUCAGAAGACGACAUUUGCAUAUGGCAUUAGCAGCAUUGAGCAUUCAUCAUCAGCAUCCACACCCACGCAUCUGCAUAGGUGUCUUAAUGGAGUAUAGGAGUUUGAGAAGUCCUGCACAUGGGAGCGGAGAUGUACCUGCAGCUAGCUUCGAGCUUGGACCAUUCAUCAGUUCAAUGACGCCGUUCAUCA